AUGUAUCUCGAAGAAGUGGCCCGGAACAGUUGUGUAGAUGAACAAGUAUUGGAUUUCUUCAAGGAACAAAGAGAAAUGGAUGAUGCGAAGCAAAUGCUAUCAGGAUGCGAGGGAUACGACAACGAAGGAAAAUAA
Sclerotinia sclerotiorum 1980 UF-70 is the source of this 135-nucleotide messenger RNA. RefSeq lists its product with no specific name. The transcript has a single exon. The record is from RefSeq and is a predicted model, not a curated record. NCBI's taxonomy places the organism in Eukaryota, Fungi, Ascomycota, Leotiomycetes, Helotiales, Sclerotiniaceae. The coding region runs from base 1 to 135 and encodes 44 amino acids.